AGAUAACGUGCUCUGAGGACAUGCAGAAUUCUGAAAAGGUCGGGAGAGAAAGAACAGAUUGGAGGACUGACACAUAAGGAAGAGGAGAAGGAUGAAGUUAUGUAUCUUGCUGUUGCUAUUCAUCAUGGGGACACUUUCCUGUGAAGAUAUGAGUGAUAAAGUGUUCCUCUUCCCAGGGCCAAGUGCUACGGCACACGUGAUACUAAAGCCUGAGAUAAAAAAGUCAUUAAAAAACAUCACCAUCUGUCUUCGAUCCUAUACAGAGCUUACACGGGAAUACUGUCUCUUUUCUAUGGCAACGCCUGGUGUUGACAAUGCCUUCCUAAUUUUAACCAAAUCACCAAAUGUCAUAAUGUAUGCACUCCAGGAGGACAGAACAUUCAGGAUAGACCCAGAGGCCCUGGCCUGGAAGCACACCUGUGGAACUUGGGACUCCAACACUGGGGUAAUGCAACUCUGGGUCAAUGGGAAGCUCUACCCAAGAAAGGUUGCAAAGAAAGGGUCGAUUAUUGGUGAUGAAGCAAGUAUAAUUUUGGGACAGGACCAAGACACAUUUGGGGGAGGUUUUGAUGCUGGUCAGUCGUUUGUUGGUGAAAUAGGUGAUGUCCAUAUGUGGGAUUAUACUUUGACACCAGAUGAAAUAAAGGGAGUUAUGUCUGGGCAUGUCAAAGGAAAUCACAUUAACUGGAAUUCUCUUUACUAUGAUAUUAAAGGCAAUGUCCUGGUUCAGCCCAAGCUCUACUGUAAGUCUUGGGAGUGUGCCAGCUCAACAGUCAAAGAAUCCAUUGUAGGUUAGUAGUAGACAUGUGCAUUUGUUUUCGUCCGAAUUUUGGGGAUUUCCGCGUUCAUUUUAACAAACGAUA
Molecule: messenger RNA, 863 nt
Organism: Rana temporaria (common frog)
Lineage: Eukaryota; Metazoa; Chordata; Amphibia; Anura; Ranidae
Product: C-reactive protein-like
Exons: 3
Coding region: 92-796 (234 amino acids)
Source: RefSeq, a predicted model, not a curated record